Messenger RNA from Soboliphyme baturini, 149 nucleotides. The record is from the annotation of a GenBank genome assembly. NCBI's taxonomy places the organism in Eukaryota, Metazoa, Nematoda, Enoplea, Dioctophymatida, Soboliphymatidae.
AUGGAAACACCUUUGGUAGACUACUUCCUCAUCUGUGGCCUGGAUCCGACCGUUGGACUGCGAGUGGACGAAAGUGCCUGCCAUGGUAAGGCUUUAAGUUUUCUGUACAUUGUUGCUUUCACUGUUCCUGGUUCCUAUAAUUUUUAGAG